AUGAUUUCACUUGACAUUCCAGCCAAGCACAUCAACUGGGAAAGAGUAUCCCACUGGCUGCCGGAUUGCGAUACCAAUGAUUCUGCUGACCAUAGAGAUUCCUGUCACUUGGAGCCCCCCAAAUCUAUCUUACCCAGUUUCCGUGUUAUCGACACCGAGCAGCAGUGCGUCAUUAUUGCUCCACCAUUCUGCAGAUACGCCACACUGAGCUACGUUUGGGGGGAGACAAAAGGCUCAGUUCAAGCUCUUGUUUCCAAUAUCAAAAGUCUUGAAGUACCAGGGUCUUUAACAAGGACCGGAGUCUCACUAUCACCUGUCAUUCGCGACGCUAUUACGGCAUGCCGUCAUCUGAGAAUCCGAUAUCUCUGGGUUGACCAACUUUGCAUUCUGCAAGAUGAGGACAUGGCAAAGAAGGCAUUGCAUUUGAAUGCAAUGGGAGACAUAUAUGGCUAUUCAUACGUUACUCUGGUCGACCUGGUCGGCACCAAUGCGGACCACGGACUAUAUGGGGUAGAUGCCAGACAGCGGAUCCGGCGAUGGAGCGCCAAAGUACAAGGUCUCUAUUUUCUGGGGAGAAGUGACCCUUUUGAAGCAUUAGUCGCUGAGUCAAAAUGGAUGACUCGAGGCUGGACAUUUCAGGAAACACUGCUAUCUUCCCGACUACUAUUGUUCUCAGACACCAAACUCAUCUACGAGUGCUCUGGCAGGGAUUGCGUAGUUGAUGAUGAAUGUGGGCGUGCCUGGCCUCGCAAAAGAGUGAAAAUUCCCUUGGGUUCUUACCAAGAUAUUGUUCGUGACUACACAAAACGGACUUUCAGCUACGAAUCUGAUAUACUACGAGGGUUUGCGGGUAUACUACAUGCGGGCUUCGGUUCCGACCAUUACUUCGGACUGCCAUUAGGCGAGUUUACUAAAUCAUUGAGUUGGUAUACUGAAAAUGGUGAUUAUCCACGCAGGGUCACGGAAACCGGAGAUGAUGUAUUUCCAUCUUGGUCCUGGUCGUCAACAACAAGUAGCGUCAGGUUCUUCAAGAGUAGUCGAAUAACGCGUACUGCUACUGUGGCUAUUUUCGCAAUUCCAUCACAUCAAGAUGAAAGCCAGGCUUCCAAGGUCAUCAUGGACACUCCAGGUUUUGUGGGAGUGGAACGCGAGAUGUUGUAUCCAUUUUAUAUUUCGUGGGCGCUCCUACUAAUUCAGGCCUGGAGACAAGGCUGCUUUCCCGAGAAGAUCCCGACAGAGCUGGACGACUCUCGGAUGACUUGGGUGGAUUGUAAAUCUAUUAUUAAUAAUAUAUGGCGAUUUUCCAAGGAUAUUAGCCAUGUUGCACGGGGAAUCGAUCCACAAGCCUCCACGGUCCGCAAUUUCCAUUCGAAAUUUCCGGCUCCCCUCCAGAGCGAAUGUGAGCCUGGUUGCAUUAUGGUGUACACACAGUCACUACGUCUCAGAGUCAUACCAGCUACAGAAGGGUAUGACGAACCCAAUCUUCAGGAUCAGCAAGGGCGAAUUAUUGCGUGGCUACUACCACAGACCGCCGAUUGGAGCUCGAUCACGAAUACGCCUAAUGGUAGAACCAGCAAAUUUGACGUGAUAGCUCUGUCAUUUGAAGCUGACCCAGACGGACUGGAACAUCAUGAUACGUACAAAAGCUGGAAAGCAUAUAGUGGACUCAAAGACCUAACAUGGUAUGAUUCUUCAGGGAAAGUUCUUCCAUUUGUCGAAAAGCCGAGGAUGCUUUUGAUGGUGCUGAAAACUGAAAAUGGGGUUAGCAAACGUGUGGCACUUGCUGAAAGCUGGCUUAGAGUUUGGAUCCAUGCAAAGCCAGAGUUCAAAACAUUCAUUCUUGUAUAG
Molecule: messenger RNA, 1848 nt
Organism: Aspergillus eucalypticola CBS 122712
Lineage: Eukaryota; Fungi; Ascomycota; Eurotiomycetes; Eurotiales; Aspergillaceae
Product: HET domain-containing protein
Exons: 1
Coding region: 1-1848 (615 amino acids)
Source: RefSeq, a predicted model, not a curated record